Molecule: messenger RNA, 1344 nt
Organism: Diospyros lotus (date-plum)
Lineage: Eukaryota; Viridiplantae; Streptophyta; Magnoliopsida; Ericales; Ebenaceae
Product: E3 ubiquitin-protein ligase AIP2
Exons: 5
Coding region: 181-1128 (315 amino acids)
Biological process (GO): protein ubiquitination
Cellular component (GO): cytoplasm
Molecular function (GO): ubiquitin protein ligase activity
Source: RefSeq, a predicted model, not a curated record
CACCUCUCGGGGGAUUAAUUCUAGAAGGAAUUGGAAGGGUUCCGUGUAAAUAAAGCUUACCUAAUUGGUCGGCGCGGUUUCCCGGCGCCCAAGAAAUAAUAGGUCGGAACUCGGUUGGAAGGCUAUAUAGCCAGGUUGUUGGAGAGAGGAACAAACAAUUGACAUCUGAAGGAGGAGGAAAUGGAAAUGGCAUCCGAGGUUGAAUUGAAGCAGAAAUUGCAGGAUUUGCAGAAACAGCUGGGGAAGAAACAAUUGUUCGAGGAGGCCGUCUCCUCCAUCCAUUCCCUCCUGAGACAAUGCUAUGCUUCUGCUUCCCCAUCGCUCCGCAAAUUGUUUUACUCUGUUGUAUGCCGGGUUGGAACUAUUCUGAAGACAAGAUAUACUACUCGGGGAUUCUGGAUUGCUGGGUUAGGGCUCUUCACGGAGUUUGAAAAACUAGCAUCUGAAUCAUCUGAAAGGGAACGCUUACAGAGUUUCAUUGCUCAAGCCCGUGAACAGCUUGGUGAAGUUGAGAAUAUCUCCCAAGUUCAGGAAUCUGCACAAAAUCGUUCUGGUGGAGGAUUUCUCUUUGAGGGGCACUUAACUGUGGAUCAUGAGCCCCCACAGCCUGAAUGGCUGAUACAGUCAAAUCUCUUAUCAACUGUUGCGACGCUCCUUACGGCUGAAUCAUCUCAAGGGCAUAGUGAUAAUCGUAACACAUCAGAAGGUGCAGCCAACAUGAUUCAAGAGCUUAUGGACAGAUUGGAUAAUGCUGUGCCCAUGAUUCUGGAAAAUGAUCCUGUUGCUCCAAGAGCACCGCCUGCCAGCAAAGAAGUGGUUGCGAAGCUUCCGGUUAUCGACAUUACAGAAGAAAUCUUGGUCAAGCUAGGACUGGAGGCAGAGUGUUCCAUUUGCAAGGAGAACUUGGUCAUAGGUGACAGGAUGCAGGAGCUGCCUUGCAAGCAUAAAUACCAUCCCCCAUGCCUUAAGCCCUGGCUGGAUGAGCACAACUCGUGUCCUAUUUGCCGGCAUGAACUACAAACUGAUGAUCAUAACUAUGAAAGUUGGAAGGAGCGGGAGAAAGAGGCCGAAGAAGAGAGGAAAGGGGCUGCCAAUGCCAUUCGUGGGGGAGAAUAUAUGUAUGUUUAGUUACAGCAACUUGCUCAUUUUCGUCUCGUGCCUCUCCCGUUACCUGAAAUGCUGAACUUUGUAAAUACCCGAAAUUCAUGUUCCUCCCAGUUUUACAUUUGUCAUUGGCUUUUGCUGAGUAAAGAGGUUGAAACUUACUGAUCAUAUCAUUAUGAAUUGACACUCAUGUUGAUGAUUACAAUGGUACUAUUGGCAAUUUUAUUAUAUUUCAUUUCA